Molecule: messenger RNA, 864 nt
Organism: Diprion similis
Lineage: Eukaryota; Metazoa; Arthropoda; Insecta; Hymenoptera; Diprionidae
Gene: CSN8
Product: COP9 signalosome complex subunit 8
Exons: 4
Coding region: 149-706 (185 amino acids)
Biological process (GO): protein deneddylation; COP9 signalosome assembly
Cellular component (GO): COP9 signalosome
Source: RefSeq, a predicted model, not a curated record
AAGUGAGAAAGAGACACAGUUAUGCGCGCAUGAAAUACGGAAUUUUCAAGAAAAUUGCAAACUGUCAAAUUGAAAAUCGAAUUGGAUAUCACCCUCGGGAAAACUUGUAACGAUUAAAAAGCGCACGGAGCCAUAGUGGAGGCUCAAUAUGGUCUUGAAGGAGGUUGGGAAGCUGCUGAUCGAGCUCGAGAAGGCAGAACUUGAGGCACCUACUGGAGGCGCAACACCACAGACUUACACCCAGCUACUGGCCGUUUACUUAUACCAAAACGACAUAUGCAAUGCUAAGUAUUUGUGGAAACGGAUACCGGCCAAUGUCAAGGCAAACAGCGCUGAACUUCAGCAGGUCUGGUUAGUCGGGCAGCGAAUGUGGCAGCGAGACUGGCCUGCAGUACAUGCAGCUCUGAGCACUGAAUGGAGCGAAGACAUACACAGCAUAAUGAAUGCUCUCAAAGACAAUGUUCGGGAACGCGCGAUAACGUUGAUAUCAGAGGCAUAUUCCUCGUUAACGCUGAUCACGUUAGCCGGCAUGACGGGACUGUCGGCGCCGGAAGCGCAGACUCUCGCUACCGAGAGGGGAUGGAAAAUCGAGGGUGACAUGGUACAGCCGAAGAGAAUAGAUAAGGAACAGCAUCCUGUCCAAACCAGCCUCACCGAGGACCAGCUCUACAAGCUGACGCAGUUUGUCUCGUUUCUGGAAAAUUAAAACAUCUCCAAGUCCAAUUGCGACAAAUGGAUCGCAUUCAAAAUAUUUCUAUAUCGUAAUUUAAUGAUCUCUCAUCAGAUAAAAUGUAUAAUUAUUGAUAAUAUUAUUAUUAUUGCUAUUAUUACUAGUGAAGAUAAUCUACCUCAUCAUAUUUCAUA